Cooperia oncophora is the source of this 207-nucleotide messenger RNA. The record is from the annotation of a GenBank genome assembly. NCBI's taxonomy places the organism in Eukaryota, Metazoa, Nematoda, Chromadorea, Rhabditida, Trichostrongylidae.
AUGUCAGCAGAGCAGUUAAAAGCGCAAUUCGAGGAAGCUUUACAGAAAUAUAAGGAAAUAGAAGCUGGUUUGUUUCCAGAAUUCGAUUUUUUGGACGAAGAUGCUAAGGUGUACAAACUUAUCGGUGCUUGCCUCAUUCGACAAGAUAUUGCUGAGGCUCGAACGAAUGUUGACAAGCGACUUGAAUAUAUUAAUGCUGAAAUGUAA